AUGACAGGCUUCGACUUCUCCAACUACAACCGCAACGCGGCUCUUCACGCCAAAGGACUGCCUCUGCCCAAGGCCACUAGCACCGGUACUACCAUUGUGGGCUGUAUCUAUGACAAUGGUGUUGUGAUCGCAGCAGAUACCAGAGCUACCAGCGGACCCAUCGUCGCAGACAAGAACUGCGAAAAACUACACUACAUCGCACCCAAGAUCUGGUGCGCAGGAGCCGGCACGGCCGCCGACACCGAAUUCACGACCGCCUUGAUCAGCUCGAACAUCGAACUGCACUCUCUGUCGACGGGCCGCGACCCGCGAGUAAUCACCUGCAUGACGAUGCUGAAGCAGCACCUCUUCCGAUACCAGGGACACAUCGGCGCCUACCUGGUCGUGGCGGGCGUUGACCCGACCGGCACCGGACUCUACACCGUGCACGCCCACGGUUCGACGGACAAGCUGCCCUACGUGACUAUGGGCUCCGGAUCGUUGGCCGCCAUGUCGGUGUUCGAGUCGACGUGGAAGUCCGGCCUGGACCGCGAGGGUGCGAUCGCUUUGUGCGCGGAGGCCAUCAAGGCCGGUAUCUUCAACGAUCUGGGAUCGGGUAGCAAUGUCGACGUGUGUGUGAUCGAGAAGGACAAGCCCACGCAGCUCCUGCGCAACUACAUCAAGCCCAACGAGCGUGGCCAGAAGGCGCGCGACUACCGCUUCCCCCGCGGCACGACGGCUUAUCUGAACCAGAAGAUCAUCACCAAGGAGGAUAUGAAGAAAUAUGUCACUGUGGAGGAGGUCUCUGGGGAUCCUAACCUGAUGGAGGUGGACUCAUAG
This is a messenger RNA of Aspergillus melleus, 819 nucleotides long. It is a transcript of the gene pup1, whose product is annotated as proteasome core particle subunit beta 2. Gene Ontology annotation, molecular function: threonine-type endopeptidase activity. The transcript has 3 exons. Gene Ontology annotation, cellular component: proteasome core complex. The record is from RefSeq and is a predicted model, not a curated record. The coding region runs from base 1 to 819 and encodes 272 amino acids. NCBI's taxonomy places the organism in Eukaryota, Fungi, Ascomycota, Eurotiomycetes, Eurotiales, Aspergillaceae.